Talaromyces amestolkiae is the source of this 1464-nucleotide messenger RNA. RefSeq lists its product as uncharacterized. Gene Ontology annotation, molecular function: hydrolase activity. NCBI's taxonomy places the organism in Eukaryota, Fungi, Ascomycota, Eurotiomycetes, Eurotiales, Trichocomaceae. The transcript is spliced from 4 exons. The record is from RefSeq and is a predicted model, not a curated record. Bases 1 to 1464 code for a protein of 487 amino acids.
AUGGCGUCAACCAAACAAACCAUCAAACCAACUCACGACGAAUUGAAUGCCUACAGUCUGCAAAAUGGAAGCUCAGAAAAAACCAAACUCGUGUAUAGGCAAAGGUCGAGCAUGACACUAUCCGAAAGACUUGAUUUACCCUUUGCCCUACUUUCAGUGCCGUUUGUAGCGUUCUUUGCUAUCCUGACGGGCCCGUUCCGAGCUAGAAAGCAAAGAUUGAAUCCCCAGCAGACCAUUGCAAGAUCUAUGUUGUUGCAUGUUGGGUAUUCGAUUUUUAGACGGGUUGUGGCGCGAUUUUCGCCUUUGCAGGUUCAAGCUAUUCUGCCGUCUACUGCGACAGAGUAUAAAAUUUAUACUUGGAAAAAAUGGAUCAAAGGGCAGUCCGUUGAGCUCGGAGAUGGUGCCACGGGCCAUUGGGUAGGAAACCCCAAUGCAAAAAAUGUCCUUAUCUGGAUACACGGUGGCGGAUUUGCCGUCCCCGCAAACAGAGGCUACUUUGCCUUUUUUGACAAAUUCCUCAAAGAGAUGCGCGCAGCAAACAAGGACAUCUCCGUCUUCAUGGUUGCAUACACGCUCGUCCCCAAGGCAGUCUAUCCCAUGCAACUGCGUCAAUGCACAACUGCACUUCGCUACAUUCUCGAUAAGACGGAACGCAAAGCCGAGAAUGUCUACUUUGGUGGUGACUCUGCGGGUGGUAAUCUUGUCCUUGCGGUAUUGAGUCAUAUCGCGCACCCUCAUCCUGAAGUUGAGCCUCUCAAGUUAUCUGAUGGGGAGGAGUUUGGCGGUGCAACGCUUUUGUCACCCUGGACUUCGCUAGAGACUACCUUCCCUCCGCAGGAUACUGAGCCAUUAGGUGAUUUGAUUCAUCCAGAUUGCGCAAAGUCAUGGGCUGGGAGCUAUUUGGCUGGAAGUGAGAGGGAUAAUUAUACAGAUGCGCGACUAGCGCCUAUCGACUGGUGGCACAAUCUUCCUAUCAAGCAUGUACUUGUCACGGCUGGGGGUUAUGAGUUGCUGUUGCCCUUUAUCGAAGAUUUUGCGAGUCGGCUGAAGGAAGGUCUUGACGGAGAUGAGAGUGAUGGUGGAAAAGUUGAGUUCUUUGUGGGUGAGAAGGAGGCGCAUGUUGCACCUAUCUACUUUACUCAAUUUCAAAAGAAUUUUUUCAAACAUCUUCAACUCAAACCCCGAUUCAAAUUUAAGCUCUUCCAAGUCACCGCUCUCCUCUCCCUUUUGGCCACAACCACCAUCGCCACUAGCGGCUUCUCAGCCACCUGUGAUGGCUACGAUCCCAUUGAAGGCGAUUUCCUCGAUGCCGAGUGUCAGGGUUCGCCAGGCAAGGAAGAGACUUAUCUUGACCUGAAAAAAUUCGUCGCCAAUCUAGGCAAUCAACUGGUUGCUCAGGUCAAGUAUGUGAAGUUUACUCCGUUCUCAAGAUCACAACGAAGUAAUAUUCUCGCGCAGUGGUAA